Molecule: messenger RNA, 4329 nt
Organism: Cornus florida
Lineage: Eukaryota; Viridiplantae; Streptophyta; Magnoliopsida; Cornales; Cornaceae
Product: protein GAMETE EXPRESSED 2
Exons: 17
Coding region: 197-3607 (1136 amino acids)
Biological process (GO): actin cytoskeleton organization; pollen sperm cell differentiation
Molecular function (GO): actin filament binding
Source: RefSeq, a predicted model, not a curated record
GAGAGAAGGGUAGGUUAUGUAAAAAGAGAUGAUCAGUUAAAGAAACAGUUUCAUAAUCUCUCUCCAAACACGAAGCAGCAACCGCUUUAGGAAUUCAAUUCAAACCGUCCCGCCUCAAACACACCAACAAAAUUAUGUCCCUCACAUCUAUCAGAAAUCCAGACCCUCAAACCUCUCUGUAUGUAAUUUCUCAACCAUGUCGCUUCAAAUGCUCUUCCACACACUUAUUCCACUAUUGGCCUCCUCUCUCUUCACACCCUUUGCUCCUAAACUCGUCCAAUCAGAUAAUGUUCCAAUCCCUAAUAUUAUAUUCAGUUGGUUGGAUGAUAAAGACACAUUCUUGGCGGGCGAUAUAGCAUCCAUAAAGGUUAGAGUAUUGGGAAAUUUCAAUAGCAGUAAUUACAAAUAUGCUUUUAGUCCUAACAUCACUGUGAAUGACAAGAUGGGAAAUAAUUCUCUUAUAUCGGGUCUUUCCUCAAAUUUUGGUGCUGAUCUUAGUAAUUGGAGAAUUACCUUCACUCCAAUCAUGGUUGGGUUGUUCAAUGUGCUUAUCACUGAUGACCAUUUCAAUGUUUUCGAUUCGUCAAUGCAUUUCCGAGUCACUCCAGGGCGUAUGUAUCCAUCUGCUUGCAUUGUGGCAUGGAUGGGUUUGACGAAUGAGUAUGUAGCUGGGACAAACGCUACGGUUCUUAUACUUCCUAAAGAUGCAUUUGGGAAUAAUGUGUCUUCAACUAGUGAAGGGCCAAGAUCUUAUAAUUUUUCAGUGUCUGCAUCUAAUGCAAAUGGUUCCACUGCAACGGUGCUCAAUGUCACCUACAAGGGAUGGAGCGAAUUUGGAUUUCUCAGCAUUGAAUUUGUUGUUGCCACAGCUGGAAGCCUCUUACUUCAUGUAAAAGAGAACAACCAAACCUUGAAUGGUUCUCCAUUGCCAUUCAAAGUGAAUCCAGGAACAUUGGAUGUCUCCAAUUGUGUCACACAGUGGAAUGUCGAAACAAAUUCCUUUCAGAUAUUUUCUAAGAUGGAAACUUUUAUACACCAGCGAGAUCAAUAUGGGAACCUUGUUCCUGGAUCGUAUGCUUUCAAUGUUGAAGUUGUUGGAAAGGGGACAAAUUUGUCCAUACCCAUAGCAGAUAUGGAAUUCAAAGAGGUGGUACCAGGUAUUCAGUUGGUUUCUUUCAGCCUUGUGGAACCUGGGAACUUCAUGCUCAUGAUAUCCAAUAAGGAGCAGAGUAACAUCAUCUCUAAUACUGUUUUUACAGUUUUUAUAGGUUAUUGCGAUGGAAUGAACAGCAUCAUCAAUGGAUCUGGUUUAAAUCAUUCUGUUGCCGGUGAAGUUGCAAGAUUUUCUGUUUUUUUAAAAGAUGCUUAUCAAUAUCCUUCUCCAGUUGAGUUAGAAAGGUUUCAAGUGAAAAUUGUGAAGGAAUCUGAAUCCUAUUAUGUUGUACGUCCAAGCAUUUAUCCAGUGCAGCCUGUCAAUGGUAGUUGGUCCACUGGUGGACUGAACUAUGGUGCCAUCAAUGGUAUGGAAAGUGCUUAUGCACCAACGCUUGUCCCAAAUUACAAUUCUGCUGGGAAUGGGAAAGUUCAGGCUAGCGCUUUUGAUGUCACAUUUACUCCUGAAAAGAGUGGAAUAUAUGAAAUUCAUGUGUUUUGUGGAAAUAUUCCAUUAAAUGGUGGUCGUGCAUUCAGAAAGGAAGUAAGUGCAGGUGAGGUUAAUACAUCUCUUUCGGGAGUUGUAAAAUUUGCACCAAAAGUUCCAAAGCUGGUUAAAAAUGAGAUAGUAGUGCAGCUCAUGGAUUCCUUUUCUAACCCUGUCUUGUUACAAGAGUCAAAGCUAAAACUAGAGAUUGGUUCGAUUAACAGAUCUGGUUUCUCAAUUUUGAUGUUUGUUGAAAACAAAGAUGGGUUAUACACUGGCUUUUAUCUGGCAAAAGAUGUUGGCACUUACGAGAUAUGUGCUUCAUUUGCCGGAAAACGAUUCUUGCCCUGUCCCUUUGGGGUAAAUGUGUACAGUAGUGAAUAUUUUCCUAAAGUCUACAAUGAUACAGUGUCUGUUUGGGAGGAUGAGUCAAUUGCUUUUGAUGCUCUAGAAAAUGAUUAUUUUGCGGGUGGCAAUACAAGCAUUGUCGAAUUUUCUAAACCAGAUCAUGGUUCAGUCCUACAGUAUGGCCGGCUCUUCAGAUAUACACCAUAUAAAGGAUUUAUUGGGAAUGAUUCUUUCACCUAUACAAUAUCUGAUGUAAAUUCCAAUCUUGCUUCUGGUGCUGUAAACAUAUCUGUCCUUAGCAUUCCGCCCCAGUUUGUUUCCUUUCCAAGUCAAUUGCAAGCAACUGAAGAUGUAAUAAGUCCGAAAUUUGGUGGUUUUACUGGCUUUGAGAUAAUGUAUUCAGAAUUGGUGGAGAACAUUACUGUUACUUUCAGUGCAAGGUCUGGCACUGUCUUUCUCUCCCCUAUGAUGAUGCAGUUCUGGCAGCCAAUAUGGAGUGAACUUUCCAUUUAUGGUGGAGAUGGUUUGACCAAAAAUUUGGUCUUAGAGGGCCGUUUGGAAGUAAUCAACUCUGCUCUUAAUUCAAUUCAAUACCUUGGAAUUGAGAACUUUAGUGGUGAUGAUACGAUCCAAGUUUCUACCAUGAACAAGAAUGGAGUAAAUGAUCUGAAUGUUCCAAUUUUUGUGGAACCAAUAAAUGAUCCUCCAUUUAUUAACAUCCCUGAAUAUGUUAUCUUGGAGAAGAAGAGCAACGAAGAAGGAGUACUGAUUUUUGACAGGCAAAGAGACAAGUUUGAUUUUUGCAUUGGGGAUCCAGAUCUUCUCAACUUUCCAGGCAAUCAUUCUCGCUUUUUGAUCAUAUUUUCCAUGGAAGUUAAUUCUGGAUUUUUGUCAACCAAUCUACCGGCUGAGCUCAUUAGUACAACGGAACUGAAGUUAAAGAAUAGUUUUCAGUGGCAGCCCAUUCAGACAUUUGUCACCAUCUCAAAACAUUUUAUGGUCAAAGCAAAAGGCAUUAGAUUCCGAGGAACUGUUAAUCACUGCAACAGUAUUAUGCAACAAUUAUUUUAUCAUGGUGACGAACAUGGUGCUGUUUUAACAGUGAGAAUAAAUGAUAUGGGAAACUAUGGAUGCUUUCCAGAUUGUUCAGAAAAUAUGUCAAUGCCUCUUUUUGCUGAUGCCACUGUAAACCUUAUAAGAAGAAGACCUAUGAGUUCAUUGGAAGCUCAUACGCUAGGAUCCGGAAUCGUGAUUGAAUCUAUUACGGUGUUCUGUAUUGGUAUUCUACUUCUAUAUUUCACAUGCAAAUGUGCAACUGUUCUGGCCACUGAAAAAAGGAGCCGUGAUGCCCAGGACAUUGAGCUCUCCAGAACUCAUAAAAGUUCACGUAAACAAACUACAAGUAUAAAUCUAUCUGAGAAUGCAACCCACUUCAACGAAUGUUACUCGAGCCCCGUGUUGCUUAGCAAUCAGCCUUCCAACUUCCGACAGCGGUCACGGCGUCUAUCUAGACAUGGAGAAUCUAGCAAAGCUACACAUCAUUCCUCUCAAUCUUCAAGUGGGCAACUUCAGGGUUCUCCUUCACCAAGUCUCGUACCACUUGGUCCUGGGAAUGGGUGAGAUGAAGCAAUUUCCAAACAAAUUAUUGUUUAAAGACGAAUAGUUUCACUGCUAUUUCAUGUGGUUUUUUUUUUUUUUUUUUGAAAGACAGGAAAUACUGUUUAUUGAUAUAUUUAUUACUGAGAAAAUAAACUUUCGAAAAAAUGAUCAUGCUUGUUAUAUAAUCAGGAAUGAAUUCAACGUGGAACUAACAUGAUCCAGUGAUUGUGAUUGAGAAGAGACAAUCCCGUAUUACAUGUUGUAGGUGAUUUGUUUACAACAUAUCCCAAAAGUUGGAAGGCUGUACCAAGCUCAAAUAGGAAAAUGUUCCCAAUUUUGAGAUGGUAGUUAUCUGAAAAUGCUGGAAGAAAUAUGAUUAUAUCUAUUUGUAAUUAAAGGAACAUCUAGCCCAAACUAUUUAAUUACAUCCUCUCUCACCCUAUUAUCCGUAACACACCAUAGAUUUAUACUAGUAUAUUAUACUGAACAAAAUUUAUAUCAUUGCUCUUUCCAAACUAUAUAUUAUUCAAUAUAAUACAAAUCAAUUUCACUUGCAUAUUAUUUUUCUUCAAAUAAGGACUAAGAAGAUUCUAUUUUCUACUACUAUUAUAACUUAUAAGCAAAUGUAAAUUUAAGCUAGUCAAUAAAAAUUAAGACUAUUUAUACAAAAGAAUAAAAAUAAAAUUAGGAAUAUAAUUUAAUAGAGACAAAUACCAAUAGUUUUUAUUUCUUAAUUACUCAUA